CUGGUGUCUGUCCGCCGGGCGGCGCUGUGGGCCCGGGUGAGGCGGUGUCUGGGUCUCGGAGGCGGUGGUGUUGCGGUCGGAGAUGGUGAGCGCGGAGUCGGGGGAGUGACAGCGGCGGAGGGUCAGUGAUCAGCGACGGGAAACUCAUCGGCGGCGGCGGAGGGGAAUGAUUGCGGCGCCGUGAAAGGAAAUCUAGUAUGAGCCAUGGAGGAUGGAGGAAACGAUCUGCCGAUGGGGAUGGCUGGAGAGAGUGGGGAGGUUACAUGAAUGCAAAGGUUGACAAGCUGGAAAAGCAGUUCAGAUCAGAUGCUCCUCGCGAACAAGAAAAUGAAGGGACAUCAUCUUGCAUUUUCAAAGGAGUAGCCAUUCAUGUCAAUGGUUACACAGAUCCAUCAGCGGAUGAACUGCGACGGCUAAUGAUGCUUCAUGGAGGCCAGUACCAUCUGUACUAUUCCAGGUCUAAAACCACUCACAUCAUCGCCACCAACCUGCCAAAUACAAAAAUUAAAGACCUGAAGGAAGAAAAAGUGGUUCGACCUGAGUGGAUUACAGACAGUAUUAAAGUUGGCCGCCUCCUCUCCUUCAAACCUUAUCAGCUUUAUACCAAGCAGUCAAGUGCACAGAAAGGUUUGAACUUCACUGUCAGCAAACUCGAGGAACCCACACCAGGCCCUAGCAAUAUUCAUAAGCUUAAUAAAAAUGUGCAUGAUCUUUCAUCAGAAAUUAAGCGGUGGACUGGGGCAGUCCCUAUGCAGGAUCGAGGCAGGAGUCUUACCAACAGCCAAGAUGGAGUUAAAUGCAAAGAGAAAGGAAAGAGAAUGAGCAUCAAUGGAAUGAAUCGAUGGGGCGAGGAGAAUGAGGUGUAUGACCUCAUGGAAUUGGAGCAUAUCUUUCCUAAUUUAAACAAUGGAAUUCAUAGUCGGGAAGACCACUUUUCCUUUUACAAUAAUAAUGAGCUCAAUUUUCAUAGUGCCUUAAAAAAACAGGAUUAUUCAAAACAUUACAAUGAAACUUUGUGGGAAAAGGAGCCUCCACAUCUUACAAUGCUGGAAGAUGAAAAUGAUGACUGUGAAAUGGAUUUCAAAAACUGUGAGAAGCAGCUGGCAGAAAGUAGUACUUUGUUGUCCAACUGCUGUAGGACUGUUGCAACUACUUCAUCAAAUGAAUGUUUUAAAAUAAAUGGAACUAAUAAUCCUGUUGUUCAAGGGAUGCCACAAGCAAAUAAUACUUCAAAGCCUUCACCCAGUAAGGCAUCGUCUCUCUGGUCUUCAAGACCUACCGAUCCUAGUUUUAUAUCUGAAUUUUAUGCCCGUUCAAGAUUGCAUCAUAUAGCAACAUGGAAAAGUGAGUUUACGGAAUAUGUGAAGAAACUUCAGAAACAAAGUACUGGUGUAUAUCCAGCUAGGGAAAAGCUCAAAAGGAUUAAGAUGGGAAAACUUCAAAGGAAUCUUUCUUUUACAAACACUCAAGGCGCUAUGAAUGUUAUGGAUCCUCCUAGACAACAGAAUUGUAUCAUGCAUAUUGAUAUGGACUGCUUCUUUGUGUCAGUAGGCAUUCGAGAUCGACCAGAACUGAAGGGAAAACCUGUGGCUGUCACCCACAACAGAGGGCCAGGUCACGUACCUAUCCGACCAGGUGCUAACCCACAGUUAGAAAUGCAGUACUACCAGAGAAGGUUCAUGAAAGGCAAGGCUGAAGAGAAGAAAGUGCCUGAUAAAUUGGAUUGUAGUACCUGGGAGAAUCCAGGAGCUACCUGCACGAAUGGCAUCGACUUGGAUAUGGCAUGUUUCUCAAUGGCAGAAAUUGCAUCAUGUAGCUAUGAAGCUAGACAGGCUGGUAUUAAGAAUGGCAUGUUUUUCGGACAAGCAAAACAGCUGUGUCCUGAUCUUCAGCCUGUUAGCUACGACUUUCAAGCAUACAAAGAAGUGGCGGUAGCCUUGUAUGAAACACUAGCAAGCUAUACUCAUGACAUUGAAGCUGUCAGUUGUGAUGAAGCUCUUGUAGAUGUUACGGCAAUUCUUACAGACACUAGACUGACACCCGAUGAGUUUGCAACGAUUAUUCGCUCUGAAAUCAAAGAGAAAACUAAAUGUAAUGCAUCAGUUGGAAUGGGAUCGAACAUUCUGCUGGCCAGAGUGGCCACGGGUAAGGCCAAGCCAGAUGGGCAGUAUUAUUUAAAACCAGAGGAAGUGGAUGAUUUUAUCAGAGAUCAACUCGUGAGAAAUCUACCAGGAGUUGGAAGGACAUUGGAAUACAGGCUGGCAUCUUUGGGUGUUAAAACAUGUGGAGAACUUCAGCAACUUUUGAUGCUUAGGCUUCAGAAAGAAUUUGGACCCAAAACUGGCCUUAUGCUCUACAGAUUCUGCAGAGGUCUGGAUGAUAGGCCAGUCCGAACAGAAAAAGAACGGAAAUCUGUAUCUGCUGAGAUCAACUAUGGUGUCCGGUUCAGUCAGGCCAAAGAGGCUGAGUCAUUUCUUCUUAACCUCGUUGAAGAGAUCCAGCGGAGACUGGAAGCAUCUGGAAUGAAAGGGAAGCGAUUGACACUAAAAAUAAUGAUGAGAAAAGCUGGUGCUCCAACUGAGCCAGCUAAAUUUGGUGGACAUGGAAUUUGUGACAACGUUAGCAGGAGUGCAACACUGGACCAUGCAACAGACAACACAAAAAUCAUUAGCAGGGAGAUACUACACAUGUUCCGCAUGAUGAAGCUCAGUAUAACAGACAUGAGAGGGGUUGGAAUCCACAUGCAUCAGUUGGUUCCAGUUACUAAAACUUCAGUAAAUCCUUUUACGUCUUCCUUUGUGCGGAAUAGUUGCUGUACAGGGCCCUCACACUCAGUGAUAGACCUAUUACAGAAUAUCAACUCAAAGAAACCUGUGGAUCACAAGCUUUCAGACCAAGAUUGUAUAUGGAAAAAGACAGAAAUAGUUGAAAAAGGUGGUCCUAUUUUGCUUUCACCUGAUCAAGACAUUGGGUUCAAUAAUACAGAAACAGCCGUAAAAGCUGGUGGACUGCACACCCCUGAAAACGUGGCUGCCCGAAAGUUGCGACUUGACUUAAGUAUUGAAGUGCCAUCCCCUUCCCAGAUCGAUCCUUUUGUUUUGGAAGCACUUCCUGCAGAUAUUCGACAACAAGUGGAACAGUCAUGCUCAAUCCGACAGCAAAGCCUUACUGAUAACAAUGGUAUCAAAGAGCCAGAGAAUGGCAGUAUUACUGGGCGUGUCGAUGUGGCAGUAGGUACAGUCACUCUAGAACUGCCAGGACCUCAAGAACAAAACGCCACUGCUGGAAUUACUGUAGCUCUUCCAGCUUUUUCACAGGUUGAUCCUGAGGUCUUUUCUGCAUUACCCACUGACGUUCAAGAAGAACUAAGAGCCGCUUAUGAUCAAAGAUAUCGACAGGGUGAGAAUACCAGCAGAAACCAUCACCUUGCUGGUGCCAUUGUGAAGAAUCCACUGCUGCAACUGAAGCACGCUGUUCCCGAAAAAUCUAAACGAAGGUUCAAAAGAAAAAAUCAAGCCAGUCCAAUUAAAGUUCAGAGUCCUCUUAAAAAUAGGUUACUGGGCAGCCCAUCAAAAGCCAAGUCUUCUACGACUGGGAAUCCACAGAUAGUAUUACCUGACACGAUCAGACAUGAACAGCAAGUUACAGAAAAAUUGCCGGUUGAACCUUGUGCUUCAACAUCAAGCUACCAGGCUGCAUUCUCCUCCCAGCAUGAGAUCUAUGUUGACUCAGUCUAUCUGAGAGCUAACCUCGCUGGAGCCUAUGUGCUGAAAGACGUCAAAUCACUUAUAAAAGAAUGGGUUACAACUACUGCAGAGCCCGUGGAGGAGGACAUUCUACAGGUUGUAAAGUAUUGCACUGACCUCAUAGAAGAAAAAGAUCUGGAAAAAUUAGACCUUGUUAUUAAGUACAUGAAAAGGCUAAUGCUGCAAUCAGCGGACUCUCUGUGGAAUAUGGCGUUUGACUUCAUCCUUGACAAUGUUCAAGUUGUCAUGCAACAAAUUUAUGGAAGCACGUUAAAAUUUACGUGAGAAAACAACGCGAGUGAUAUUUUUAAUAUCAAUAUUACACUGGAGCCUGGAGCUCCCAUUUUGUGCCAUAAAAACCCUAUGUGAAACUCUUAAAAUUUGCAUGGUAGAAACGCAUUGUGUUUUUAUGAAAGCAUUUCUGAUAUUGAAAACAUGUUUUGUAAUUUUUUUUCUUGGCAAAAGUAUGUGCCAAAUUCUUGUCAAAAUUGCAUGUAAAUAAUUGUGUUGUAUAAAGUAACUUGUAUGUAGAAAGCAAUGUAUUUACAAAUGGUUGUUUAUAAGCAGUUUUUUUAGUGUUUACUUCUGUUUAAUAAAAAAAUGUUUGU
Callorhinchus milii (elephant shark) is the source of this 4354-nucleotide messenger RNA. RefSeq names its product REV1 DNA directed polymerase (gene rev1). The record is from RefSeq and is a predicted model, not a curated record. The coding region runs from base 198 to 4031 and encodes 1277 amino acids. Lineage: Eukaryota; Metazoa; Chordata; Chondrichthyes; Chimaeriformes; Callorhinchidae. The transcript has 24 exons. Gene Ontology annotation, molecular function: DNA-directed DNA polymerase activity; deoxycytidyl transferase activity; damaged DNA binding. Gene Ontology annotation, cellular component: nucleus. Gene Ontology annotation, biological process: error-free translesion synthesis; error-prone translesion synthesis.